Molecule: messenger RNA, 594 nt
Organism: Cadophora gregata
Lineage: Eukaryota; Fungi; Ascomycota; Leotiomycetes; Helotiales; Ploettnerulaceae
Exons: 3
Coding region: 1-594 (197 amino acids)
Biological process (GO): small GTPase-mediated signal transduction
Molecular function (GO): GTPase activity; GTP binding
Source: RefSeq, a predicted model, not a curated record
AUGAUGGCGGAUCUCGAGACGCCUGAAGUAUCGAUAUUGCUACUUGGAGAUGCUGAGACUGGGAAAUCAACAUUUUUGUCGCGGAUAAGUAAAGGCUCCGUAGCUCACGAUAAGAAGGGCCCCAUUUCUCUCCUCCGAGAUGGUGACCAGCCCUUCGUCUUCGACAUCACCUUUUUCAACCGUCCUUACCGAUUUGAGUUCUAUGAUACAUCUAGUCCUGAGAACUGGACUCUGCUGCAUCCAGAUGUUAUAGUUCUAUGUUAUGAUAUAUCUUCACGUCUAUCUCUUAUCCAUGCUCAAAGAUUUUGGAUACAAGAAAUUAAACGCAUCUUCACUUUCCAAAAGGAGCUUCCGAUCCUUUUCCUCGGUCUCAAACGUGACCUACGCAGCGAAGAUGACCCGAAUGGCAUCAUCUACCCACAGGAAGCGUACCGUAUUGCCCAGGAGAUGAGAUGCGACCGGUACCUGGAGUGUAGUGCUAUGACAGGUGAGCUAGUUCAUGAAGUCUUUGAGGAUAUUUGCAGGACAGCUGCAAUGAGUGGGAAGAAGGAAGGCACAGGAGGCUUGAGUGAGGGCGGAUGUGAGAUUAUGUGA